Messenger RNA from Colossoma macropomum (tambaqui), 3280 nucleotides. RefSeq names its product gastrula zinc finger protein XlCGF49.1-like. Gene Ontology annotation, cellular component: nucleus. The transcript is spliced from 2 exons. Gene Ontology annotation, biological process: regulation of transcription by RNA polymerase II. Bases 105 to 812 code for a protein of 235 amino acids. The record is from RefSeq and is a predicted model, not a curated record. Gene Ontology annotation, molecular function: RNA polymerase II cis-regulatory region sequence-specific DNA binding; DNA-binding transcription factor activity, RNA polymerase II-specific. Lineage: Eukaryota; Metazoa; Chordata; Actinopteri; Characiformes; Serrasalmidae.
AAAGCGGAGAAGCAGAAGAUCUGGCCCAUCACAGAAGCUGCUCUGUGGACAGUACCCUCUUGCCAGCAUAUUUUAAUUUUACGUCCACAAACCCCAAGUGGAAGAUGGCAUCCAGAGGUGCUCAGCAACCAUCCUGUGGUCCUCCCGACUCUAACACAUCUUGCAGACGAGGGCGUAAAAAAGAGGACAAGGAGAAAAUUCACAUCUGUUCAGAGUGCGGAAAGAGUUUUAAUCGACAGAGUAACCUCAAAGCCCACCAGCGCAUUCACACAGGAGAGAAGCCGUAUCAUUGCUCAGAGUGCGGGAAGAGCUUUUAUCAACUGAUUAAUCUCCAAACACACCAACGUAUUCACACAGGAGAGAAACCGUUUUGUUGCUCAGAGUGCGGGAAGAGUUUUAAUCAACAGAAUAAUCUUCAGUUCCACCAGCGCAUUCACACAGGAGAGAAACCGUAUCACUGCUCAGAGUGUGGGAAGAGUUUUACUCAACAGAGUCAUCUCCAGCUACACCAGCAUAUCCACACAGGAGCAAAGCCACAUUGCUGCUCGUACUGUAACAGAAGUUUUAGAGACAAAGGAACUCUCAAAAAACACCAGCGCCUUCACACAGGAGAGAAACCGUAUCAGUGUUCAGAUUGUGGGAAACAUUUUACUCUACAAAGUAGUCUCCAAUCACAUCAGCGCAUUCACACAGGAGAUAAGCCAUAUUACUGCUCAGAGUGUCGGACUUGCUUCAGACAUUUGAGAACUUUGAAAACCCACAAGUGUACUAAGAUUGAGGAAGAAACACAUGAUCCAAUUUUGUUAAAUUAGAACUGUUUUUAUUUUGUUUUUGGUUAACAUGUAUUUUGUAACUGGUAUCUUUGUUUUUGCACUGGGAAUGAGGAUAAGGUCAAGGCUGUAAGAAUCAUGUAGUGGUGGUAGUAUAUGUCAGUGUUUCUCAGCCCUGGUCCUGGAGGCCCACUGGUCUGCGCCUGUUCAGACUGCAGGCAAAUUGAGUUUGUUUCCCAAAUCAGGUCUUUUAAGACGAUUGCCUGCACUGUUAUUUGCAAGUGAUCAGAAGUGCGUGUCCAGACAUCACCAGUCUAUCUUCGAGGAAUUCUUCAGCAUUCUCUGGCAUGAGCAUGAAUCUUUGGUGCUGUUCUUGAAUCCCAGCACUUCCGUCACUCUUGAUUUAACAUGGUCAUUUUUUUGUUGUGAGUGACAGAAGACACUUUGAAAUCCAAUUUGAGUGGCCAAAGAGCCACCAUUUCUCAUGUGGCUGUCUAGACUAUCAAAAUCAAAUCUGGGUGCAAUCUGGAUAGGUCAAGAAUUGGAUUUGGGCUGGCAGUCUGAACAAGGCCUUUGUGUUUUCCCUGACCCAACUAAUCAGACUAUUAUCAGCCACUUACUGAGUUGAAGUGGGUGUGUUAAAGCAAGGAAUAUACAAAAAUGUGCAGGGCUGUGGGCCACCAGGACCAGGGUUGAGAAACACUGCUAUAUGUGCAUGCAUGCCCAAAAAUACACAUGCAAAAUAGCUACCUUCUUCUUAAAUUCAGGUGUGACUUGACAUUAUUUCUUUGGACUUAGGCUAUAUAGUCUUUUGGCAUGUUAACUCUAGAGUAUUCAGUUGUAAGGGUAGCUGAGGUACCUUGUUAAAAUUCUUAGUGACUGUUGGAGAAAUGCACUCAACAAUUCAUAAAGAGGAACACAAAAAUAUCCCAGUAUGCAUUUGAAAGCUGUAUGCUCAACUUUGUAGUCUCUUGAAAGUGCAACAGUGCUAAAAAGGAGCUUGUGUCCUUUUCAGCACUAUAAGAAUAUGAUUAGCUAUGUCUUGCAUGUUAGCUGAGCUAUAGUUUGCAGAACAUGCACGAGUGGUCUCCAGCCCUCCUCCAUGAGAUCUACGUUCCUGCAGAGUUUUGUUCCAACCUGCACCUAACAUGUUACCCCUCCUUUUAAAAUGCUGCCUACUUCUUGCCAAACACUAAUGCAUCUAAUCCAGCCAAUCAAGGACUUCUGAAGAAGUUAAUUAGCUGGUGUGACAGAUUGUGGUUGGAGCUAGAUUGAACAGGAAAGUAUAUCUCCAGGACCAGGGUUUGUUACCAAAUGCAGUGCCGUAGUAUAAAACAAAGUUUUUUAUUAGCCUGCUGAUUAAUGUACUGUAAAACAUUUUAGACGUCAUGUUUCCAGAUAUAAAAUGAGAACCAAAAGUGCAUUUCUACAAGUGUUUAAAACUUGUAAAAAAACAUUUUAAACAUUUUAAAUGCUUUCAAAAAUUUGUGGGGACAUCGCUAGUGUAAAUAACGCCUAUGAAAGAGCUCUUAAUAAAGGCAGCUGUUAAUACCGCAGAAAAAGAGAUCUUUCUUAUGUUUUUCUCUUUAAUCGUGUGAUUAUUAUACUAUUGUGUAAUUGACAUGCCUUAUUGUCUUCGUUUUUGUCUUGGAUCUGAAUCUUAACCUCUAUUUGAUACGCAUUUGCCAAAACAAACACGCUAUAGACACCUGUUAACUGUUAAUCAGCCAAAUGUAUAGUAAUGCUUCACAAAAGCUUGUGUCCCUGUGGCCUCUUCAUAUAAAGGUGCAAAAAAUCUGCCCUUUUCUGAGCAGGUGUACAGUUUGUGUGGGCGGGCAGGGUCAGAUAUCUGCUUUGCAGCUCAAAUGGAACAGCAAGGCUGUGUUCAGACUGCAGGCAAAUUGGAUUUAUUUCUCAAAUCAGAUCUUUUAAGGUGACUGUCUGCACUGUUAUAUGCAAGUGACCAGAUCGAAUUUGGGUGUCCAGACAUCACCAGUCGCCAUAGUAACAAUGUAGGCAUCAGUAACUACGUAGCUACGCUGGUAACAUGGAUUUCAAACACGGAUGCAGAAGAGAUGGAGGAGCAUCAUCUCGCCCUCCAAACUCUACAGAGUUCUCUUCAUAAUCAUGAAUCUUUGGUUGUCUUCUUGAAGCCCAGCACUUCCGUCACUUUGGAAGUGACAUUGACGUUGUUUGUCGCGUUUCAAAUGAUGCAAAAAAAGACACUUUGAAAUUCUUUGCUCACAACCGCUUCAGCAGAGGUUUGGAAGCAGCUUCUCUCAUCUCUGGUACUGGAGAGGAAUAACUAGUAACGUUUGAGUUAUUUGAACACAGCUUGAGAGUUUUCGGUUCUUUAGGAUAGAUGGCAGUAAAGACGAGCAGGUCAAACUGCUCAAACUCUUUUUUGCUAUUUUCCCUUUUGUGACACUUAUCCCUUUGGCUGUCUUUCUUUGAAUCAUCAGUUAUAGAAAUGAUCAUAAAACAUUUUUUUAAUAAAUCUAAUAUGGACA